AUGGCGGAUUUUGAGCCAUUAGUUCGGAGACGGGAUGUCUUGGAUGUAGUCGUUGAUCAUCAACAUCAACACCAACACCAACACCAACUUUAUCAUCACCACCAUCCUCGUUUAGACGAUGAUGACCAUGAUCAGGGAUUUGAAGAAGAUGGUCCCAAGAAAACUGCCAAUUCUUCCUCCAAACCCAUUCUUAAUUCCAAUCCCAGGGUGGCUUCUCUCGAUGUUCUUCGUGGCCUCUCUGUUCUGCUUAUGACUGUUGUGGAUUAUGGUGGCUCAGUUUUCCCGAUCAUUGGUCAUUCACCAUGGAAUGGCGUGCACUUGGCAGACUUUGUCAUGCCUUUCUUCCUUUUUGUUGCUGGAGUCUCCCUUGCUAUUGUCUACAAGAAGAUGUCAGAUAAGAAAGAAGCAACCUGGAAGGUAGUGAUGAGGGCAUUAAAACUUUUCUUGCUUGGAGUUCUUUUACAAGGGGGUUACUUACACGGGAUUACGUCUAUGACAUAUGGUGUGGACAUUGAAAGAAUGAGAUGGCUUGGCAUUUUGCAGAGGAUAGCUGUUGCAUACCUUGUUGCAGCCUUAUGUGAGAUUUGGCUUCCAUGUCGAAACUGGAGGAAGGAAGGCUUUCUCAGAAAUUAUCUGCUUCACUGGGGUAUUGUACUAGUGCUUUCUGUGUUGUACUUGGGUUUAUUAUAUGGAUUGUAUGUUCCUGAUUGGCAAUUCAGUCCGGUGAACAACAAUGAAGUAUACAAGGUGACAUGUUCCGCCAGAGGCAAUCUUGGGCCAGGCUGUAAUUCUGCUGGAAUGAUAGAUAGAUAUGUCCUUGGUAUUAAUCAUCUCUAUGCAAAACCAGUAUACCGGAAUCUGAAGGAAUGCAGCGUGGCUUACAAUGCGCAACUUAAUCAGAGUGUACCGUCAUGGUGUCAUGCUCCUUUUGAGCCUGAAGGUAUCCUGAGUUCUUUAACAGCUGCUGUGACGUGCAUUAUCGGCCUGCAGUACGGUCACAUUCUUGUGCAGUUGCAGGACCAUAAAGAGAGGCUCUAUAAUUGGUCCUUGUUCUCGUUUUCAUUUAUGGCCCUUGGUCUCUUGCUCUCCUUUCUAGGUAUGCCAUUGAAUAAAUCCCUGUACACGCUCAGUUAUUUGCUGGUGACAGUAGGGUCUACUGGAAUCACUUUUUGCUUACUCUAUGUACUGGUUGAUGUCUAUGGAUGGAGGGGCGUGACUUUUGUGUUUGAGUGGGUGGGAAAACACGCGCUCAGUAUCUUCAUACUCGUAACUUCAAACAUUGCUGUGAUAACAAUUCAAGGGUUCUAUUGGAAAUCUCCAGACAACAACAUUCCUUCUUUUUGCAGCUGGAAGUAUAAGGAUACUCAGAGCAAGGUCAUACGGGGAUGCUUUGCCGAGGACAAAGAUUGUUCGACCUAA
Oldenlandia corymbosa var. corymbosa is the source of this 1419-nucleotide messenger RNA. The record is from the annotation of a GenBank genome assembly. Lineage: Eukaryota; Viridiplantae; Streptophyta; Magnoliopsida; Gentianales; Rubiaceae.